This is a messenger RNA of Metarhizium robertsii ARSEF 23, 2103 nucleotides long. RefSeq names its product GLEYA adhesin domain protein. The coding region runs from base 1 to 2103 and encodes 700 amino acids. Lineage: Eukaryota; Fungi; Ascomycota; Sordariomycetes; Hypocreales; Clavicipitaceae. The transcript is spliced from 3 exons. The record is from RefSeq and is a predicted model, not a curated record.
AUGUCAAGCACCAAGGUAUCGAGUGCUAAAGCAUCAAAUACCAAGGUACUAGGUGCUACGGUGUCGAGUACCAAGACGUCGACGAUUCAGGCAUCAAGCACCAAGAUAUCAAGCAACAGCAUGUCAAGUAGCAAGGUAUCAACCUCAUUCACUAGUACAAGUGCCAAGGUGUCCAGUACCAAGGCACCUAGCACUAAGACGCCAAGUACCAAGAUGACAAGUGCCAAAGCAUCGACUACCAAGACACCAGCUGCGAAGGCUUCGAGCACCAGGAUAUCAAGCAACAUGGUAUCAAGUAGCAAGGUACCAAGCUCGUUGGCUAUUACGAAAACUAAGACGUCGAGCACCAAGGUACCUAACAAUAAGUCUGCGUCGCCAAGUACCAAGAUGUCGAGUACCAAAGCAUCAACUGUCAAGUCCUCAACCACCAAGGCAUCGAAUGCACAGGCAACUAGUACUAAGACGUCAAGUACCAAGAUAUCAAGUACCAAAGCAUCGAUUGCCAAGACAGCAGCUACGAAAGCAUCGAGCACCAAGACGUUAGCCACCAAGGCAUCGACUACCAAGGUACCUAAUACCAAGUUGUCAAGUACCAAGAUAUCCAGUACCCAAGCAUCAUCUGUCAAGAUAUCAAGCUCCAAGAAAUCAACCCCUAAAGCUUCAACCGCCAUAGAAUCGACUACCAAGGCAUCUAGCAGCAAGACAUCAACAACCAAGCUUUCAAGCACCAAAUCAGCAACUACUAAGACAUCGACUGCUAAGACGUCGAGCACCAAGGUACCCAGCACCAAGGUAUCUAGCACGAAGACAUCGUCUACUAAGGCAUCAACCAUCAAGACAUUAAGCAGCAAAGCGCCAAGCACCAAGACGUCGAGCACCAAGGUAUCUAGCACGAAGACAUCGUCUACUAAGGAAUCAACCAUCAAGACAUCAAGCAGCGAAGCGCCAACCACCAAGACGUCGAGCACCAAGGUAUCCAGCACCAAGGUAUCGUCUUCUAAAGCAACAACCAUCAAGACAUCGAGCACCAAGUCCUCAACCACCAAGAUAUCAAGAACUAAAUCAGCAGCUGCUACAACAUCGACUACUAGGACAUCAAGCGGCGAGCGCCAAGACCUCCAGCACCAAGGUAGCGGCGCCAAGCUCAUCCAUUGGACCAAGUUCAAGCACAAUGCAUUCUACCAAGUUCAAGACGAGCUCCAAAACAUUACAAGCCAAGUCGUCGUCAAGAAGCAAGGCAUCAAGCCCAUCUACAAUUAUUACAAGCACCAAAGCAUCAAGCUCAAAAAAGACGAGCUCAUCUACAGUAACAAGCACGCAGGCACCAAGCUCAUCCACUGCUCAAAGCAGUUCGCGGCCACCAAAAAGCAAAAGACCAAGAACACGGAGGCCAAAAUCACGGAGACCAAAAACAAGGGCAUCAAAAACCAAGACGACAAAGGCAGCAAAGACGAGCUCGUCUACUAUUCCCACGACAACCAGUCGCAUGCCGCCAAGGUGUCGUCAAUCACAACAUGGACGACAACCACGGUGGACGGAUUCGCCAAGGCUUGCCCGACGCCGACGUGCCAAACCGGCAUCGAAAGCGCGCUGUACUACAACCCGUUCCAGAACGACCCCAGCAGAGACUACGGCAGCUUCCAGCCGUCGUACUUCCAGCGCAGGCGGCCGAUGGAAACGCGCGUGGUGGACAGCAUCUACAUCCGCGACGACGGCACCAAUAUAACGCUGGCCAACGCGGCCAUUGAGUAUCGCGGGUUCCUGUACGCGUGCCAGGACGGCUGGUACACGUUCCACUCGUACCGGUCGGAUGACAUUACGCUCAUGUGGUUCGGCCCCAAGGCGUACAGGGGGUGGACGCGCGAAAACGCCGACAUUAGCCAGUUCUACUUUGGCGACAAUGAGCCCAAGAGGGUCGACAGGAUGCUCAAGGCCGGCACGUACUAUCCCAUCCGCGUCAUGUGGGGUAAUCUUGGCAGCGUGGCCGAGUUGUCGCUGCGCAUUCAGGGGCCGGACGGACGGGAGUUGUUUGGGAAUUACUUGACGACGGAGGCCUGCGAUGCGUCGUACCCGAGGUAUCUGCCUUUUGGCCGGGAGCGAUAG